Messenger RNA from Xenopus laevis (African clawed frog), 977 nucleotides. RefSeq names its product guided entry of tail-anchored proteins factor 1 L homeolog (gene get1.L). Bases 162 to 653 code for a protein of 163 amino acids. Gene Ontology annotation, biological process: tail-anchored membrane protein insertion into ER membrane; establishment of protein localization to membrane. The transcript is spliced from 5 exons. Gene Ontology annotation, cellular component: endoplasmic reticulum membrane; GET complex. Gene Ontology annotation, molecular function: protein-membrane adaptor activity. The record is from RefSeq and is a predicted model, not a curated record. Lineage: Eukaryota; Metazoa; Chordata; Amphibia; Anura; Pipidae.
GGGGGAUAUAGGGAGGCCGACGCCUUCAGACAGAAACGGAGUCGAGGUUGUUUUGUGAGAAGGAUUAAUGAGCUCCAGAAACAUAGAGGCGCCUCUUCCUUUACUCACAUUUCUAUUACACGGCUUUGCCAUCUUACACAUUGAACGAUCACGGUUAUUAUAUGGAAUACAGGUCAUUGUGUGCGUCUGUUGCCAGUGCGAGCGAUGUCACCGCCGCCAUCUUUAUUGUGAUUUCUAGGCUCCUUCAGAAAGAUGCAGAGCAGGAGUAUCAGAUGAGGUCAGACAUUCAGUAUAUGAGACAAGAACUCUCUAAUAUCAGCAUGAUGGACGAGUUUGCCAGAUACGCCAGAUUGGAGCGCAAAAUUAACAAGAUGACCGACAAACUGAAAACACAUGUAAAAAGCAGGACGGCACAACUAUCAAAAAUCAAGUGGGUCAUCAGCAUUGUCUUCUACGUAUUACAGGCAGCUUUGAUGGUGUCCCUCAUAUGGAAAUACUACUCGGAGCCGGUCACUGUACUGCCCAGUAAAUGGAUCGCACCGCUAGAAAGACUUGUGGCAUUUCCCACUGGAAUUUCAGGCGGUGUAGGAAUUACAUGUUGGCUUGUGGUCUGCAACAAAGUGGUGGCCAUUAUGCUGUAUCCUAUCAGCUAAGAAGAAUGACAUUCCUUCAGUAGUUCCAUCUGUAUGCAUGCGGUUCUGUGCCAGUCAUUAAUUGUAUGUAUUUAUUCCCAAUAUGUGGGUUGCCUUAUUUGCCCAGUACAAGGCAUUUUUACAUGGUGCAUUGUGUGAAAUUAAAAAAAAGAAUAUUUUUUUUUGGCAGGCAUAGUCUCUUGUAAAUGCAAGGUAAAUUCAGAGCCCUGUACUUUUUGUGUAACAGGUCCAAUCAGUAAUGAUUGUGUGUAUUUUGUGUGAAUGUGCACAAUUUGGCAUGUUGGCUGUUGUUCAGAUGUUAAUAAAGAAGUACUUGGGCCUUUA